Molecule: messenger RNA, 1991 nt
Organism: Tarenaya hassleriana
Lineage: Eukaryota; Viridiplantae; Streptophyta; Magnoliopsida; Brassicales; Cleomaceae
Product: magnesium/proton exchanger
Exons: 9
Coding region: 215-1819 (534 amino acids)
Biological process (GO): transmembrane transport; metal ion transport
Cellular component (GO): membrane
Source: RefSeq, a predicted model, not a curated record
AAUAGAAGUCCAUAUGUCUCUCGGAGUUCCAAUAAAUGGCUCACGAACCUCCACCAACCAGCCCUCAUCUAUUCAAACUUGCGCCGCCGUCGCUCCGUCUGAUCUCCGGCGAUCGGCCGCCGGUGGAGUGUCGCAGUUCUCCGGUCAGGUUGUUUUCUCCUGGUGAUCACAAGUAAUUGUCCUGUUCAGUUGUCUUGCUAGGGGUUAAACUACAAUGGUGUCGAUCCUUAAUCAGACAGAGGAAUUACAUGAAUCGUCCAAUGUCCUUGGACACAUCAGAUGCGGAAGCUACUUCCUGUUUUCUGGAGAAACUACUCUUUCGGAUGGUUUCCGUGCAACCUUAUACUUUCUCGGUCUUGCCUACUGCUUUAUCGGGUUGUCCGCCAUUACUGCACGGUUCUUCCUGUCUAUGGAGAAUGUCGUGAAACAUUCUCGCAAAGUAGUGGAGAUAGAUCCUGUUACUAACUCAGAAAUCAUCACAUACAAGAAAGUCUGGAACUUUACGAUUGCAGACAUCAGUUUGUUGGCCUUCGGAACCAGCUUUCCUCAAAUCUCAUUGGCUACCAUUGAUGCAAUACGAAAUGUCGGGGAGCUGUACGCAGGAGGUCUCGGUCCGGGAACGCUUGUUGGUUCUGCCGCAUUUGAUCUUUUCCCCAUCCAUGCUGUUUGCGUGUUAAUGCCAAAGGCCGGAGAAUUGAAAAAGAUUGCCGACUUAGGCGUCUGGCUAGUGGAGCUGAUUUGGUCUUUCUGGGCUUACAUCUGGCUCUACAUAAUCCUCGAGGUUUGGUCACCAAAGGUUAUUACACUUUGGGAAGCCUUGUUGACAGUACUGCAAUAUGGAUUGCUUUUGCUGCAUGCUUAUGCCCAAGACAAGCGUUGGCCUUACUUAUCGUUACCUAUGCCGAGGGGCGAUAGGCCAGACGAGUGGGUUCCGGCGGAGAUCGAUCCAUCUAAAGAAGAUAAUGAUGUUUAUGAUGGUUAUGAUGAUAUCGCUCGGACAGAGCUGGGGAACAGAAACAUUGUUGAUAUUUUCUCAAUUCAUUCGGCUAAUGAUUCAGGGGUAAACUAUCAUGCAGUGUCAGAUGUUCCGCCUGAAUCUUCCCGCACGAAGGCCAAUGCCGAGAAUUCAAAUGUGUUUUCCAUUUGGAAGCAACAGUUCAUGGACGCACUCGUGCUGGAAACAGCAGAAGCAAGGAAAGUGGACAGUGUGCUUCUACGGAUUGCGAAAUUGUUCUGGCAACUAAUUCUUGCACCUUGGAGGCUUCUGUUUGCAUUUGUGCCGCCUUGCCACAUCGCUCACGGUUGGGUCGCCUUCACAUGCUCGCUCAUGUUCAUCAGCGGAGUUGCUUACAUCGUGACUCGGUUCACAGAUCUUAUAAGCUGCGUCACCGGGAUAAACCCAUAUGUGAUAGCGUUCACAGCACUGGCGGCUGGAACGUCGUGGCCAGACUUAGUAGCGAGUAAAAUCGCUGCUGAGCGUCAGCUAACUGCCGACUCUGCCAUUGCCAACAUCACUUGCAGCAACUCGGUGAACAUAUACGUCGGGAUAGGGGUGCCAUGGCUGAUAGACACAGUCUACAACUAUGUCGCGUACAAAGAGCCGUUGUACAUACAGAACGCGACAGGGCUGAGCUUCUCGCUGCUCAUGUUCUUCGCCACGUCAGUGGGGUGUAUAGCUGUUCUCGUGUUGAGGCGUUUGGUCCUGGGAGCGGAGCUGGGUGGGCCCAGGGUGUGGGCCUGGUUGACUUCCGUCUAUUUCAUGCUCCUCUGGCUCGUCUUCGUCACCCUCUCCUCCCUUAAAGUUUCGGGCCUCAUAUAAAAAAAAAUAAAGGGUUUUUGUGUUUUUUAUCAUUAGGGCUAAUUUCGUAAUAUGGCCAAAAUGUGUGUUACAAAGCAGAAACUUACUCAGUGAUAUUCAAUAAUUGAGAUGCAACUGGAGGGUUACAUAGAAAAUGUUCUCCGAAGGCAAAUUUUUGCCUCUUGCUUGCAGA